AGCGACAGUCAUGAUGGAAAACACCGAACGAGCCUCAGAAGAUGUCAGCGUGAAACUUGCAGUAACGUUUAUUCAAUGGAGAAAAGAAAAAUGCCAGCAAUCGGAAUUGAUUUGGGGACAUCAUUUUCGUGUGUUGGUGUUUUUCAAAACGGCAAAGUGGAAAUUAUUGCAAAUGACGAAGGGAAUCGCACAACACCAAGUUAUGUUGCUUUCUCGAACACGGGACGCCUCAUUGGAGACGGAGCCAAAAGUCAGGUAACUAUGAAUGCUGUAAACACGAUUUUUGACGCGAAACGAUUGAUCGGACGCAAGUUUAACGAUGACAGGGUCCAGGAGGACAUGAAACUCUGGCCGUUCAGGGUCGUUAAUGACUUGGGGAAACCUAAAGUUGAAGUAUCUUACAAGGAAGAAAUGAAGAGGUUCACGCCUGAAGAAAUCAGCUCUAUGGUCCUAGUGAAAAUGAAGAAGAUUGCAGAAGCAUAUCUUGGACAAACAGUUAAAGAUGCCGUCAUAACUGUGCCUGCAUUCUUCAAUAACGCGCAAAGGGAGGCUACCAGGGAUGCAGGUGCAAUCGCGGGUCUUCACGUUCUUCGCAUUAUGAAUGAGCCAACUGCUGCAGCCCUUGCAUACGGACUAGAGCAAAAUGACAGAGGUGAGAGAAAUGUGUUGGUCUAUGAUUUAGGAGGAGGAAAAUUAGAUGUAUCCAUAGUUACAAUUGACAAUAUUUCUGUUUUUGAGGUUUUGUCUACUGCUGGGGACACGCAUCUUGGAGGUGAAGACUUUGACCAUGUCCUAGUAAAUCAUUUCGUGGAAAAAUUCCUGCUGAAGCACGGAAAGGACGUUACAGGCAACAGCCGGUCACUGAGACGACUGAAAAUGGCCUGUGAGCGAGCUAAGAGGAUCCUGUCGAGUAGUACAGAGACCUGCAUCCAGCUGGACGCAUUCUUUGAGGGCAUUGACUUUUACAGCAAUAUUUCUCGUGCAACUUUUGAAAAACUUUGUGAUGAUUUGUUCCUUCAAACCCUAGAAUCAGUGAAGAGGGCGUUAUUAGAUGCUAACUUGGAGACAAACCAGAUCGAUGAGGUGGUAAUGGUGGGGGGAUCAACGAGAAUUCCACAAAUCCAAAAAAUGCUUCAGGACUUCAUGGGAGUUAAAGUGUUAAAGAGAUCCAUAAACAUAGAAGAAGCUGUGGCCUAUGGCGCAGCGUGUCAAGCAGCCAUUCUUGUUGGAGACAGAGGUGACUUGCUCAAAGACAUUGUUCUUGUGGACGUGGCUCCUUAUUCCCUGGGCAUCGAGACAGCAGGGGGAUUUAUGGACAAGGUUAUUCACAGAAAUACCAGAAUUCCAGCGAGGGCAUUGCAGACAUUUACAACUUUCUACAACAAUCAGAAGGGGGUGACAAUUGGUGUUUUUGAGGGCGAACGAGCCAUGACCAGGGAUAACAACUGUGUGGGGAAGUUUGAACUGAAAGGCAUUCCCCCAGCUUUGUGUGGCAUUCCCCAGAUAGAGAUCUCGUUUGACAUUGAUGCCAACGGAAUCGUGGAUGUGACUGCUAGAGACAAGAAAACGGGAACAUCAAACCAGAUCACGAUCUCGAAGAACAAGCUGAGUAUGGAUGAAAUAAUCCGCAUGAUGAACGAAGCAAAAAAGUACCAAGAGGAUGAUGAAAUUGAACGUCAGCGUGUAGAAAUCAGAAACUGUCUAGAGUCGUACUUGAUUUCCGUGCAGGAACAGGUACGGAAUGCAGAUGGGAAUGUGCAUUUAGAAGAAAUAAGAACCAUUUCUCUACUGUAUAGGGACACAUUUUCCUGGCUGGAUGGUACUGGUCCAGUGGACCUAAUGGCAUUACAGCAGAAGUUACUCGACGUACAGCAAAUGUGCUCACCAAUCCUUGAAAAACUUCAGUGCAGGGCACAAAUCCAGCAGUUUACCAGCAUAGAAUUUGCUUGAGCACAAUCCAAAAUUCAUAUGUUACAAUGUAAUAUUAUUUGCUGUUUUUUUUUUUCUUAGCUAAAUCUGCCAUUAUCUACAGUUGUUAAUUAAUCUAAAGCAAUUAAUUGUCCCGGUGAUUAUGUCCAAAACACUGAUGUACAAGUCUAAUAUUUUGGUAUAAUGUGUAAUUGUUGUAAUAUAUUUUUUUUUGGACAGUGGGAGGGUGUCCUACAUAUUACAGAGUGUGAAUAUGAUGCACUAGAGUUUAAUUUCCCUUUGAACUUUGUAUAUUUUUUGGAAAAUUUACUUUUGAAAGAGAAGAAUCGUCUCUAUACCCCCGUUUUUUAAAUAUGAUUUGUCCAAUGCAAGUAGCUUUAUGAUUGUUCAUUUUGUCCUUCCAUAUCAAAUUAAUUAGCACAGAAAUGCUUGGGAUUUUUUGUUCCUUGAGCUCGUCAAUAAGAUUGAGCAAUUUUGUUUGAAUAAAAAAAUUCAG
Molecule: messenger RNA, 2425 nt
Organism: Saccostrea cuccullata (small rock oyster)
Lineage: Eukaryota; Metazoa; Mollusca; Bivalvia; Ostreida; Ostreidae
Product: heat shock protein 68-like
Exons: 1
Coding region: 76-1950 (624 amino acids)
Cellular component (GO): nucleus; cytosol; plasma membrane
Molecular function (GO): ATP-dependent protein folding chaperone; ATP binding
Source: RefSeq, a predicted model, not a curated record